AUGGCAGAAUUCACUCAUGAAAGUACGGAAAGCCAGGAGGAAGAGGAACUACAGGAGGAAGUGCUAGAUUUCGCACCAGCCGCAUUGGAUGACUCUCUGCCAGAAGUAGAAGAUCCUUUGCAGGAAAUAAAUUUGGGAACAGAGGAGGAUCCAAGGCCAACCUUCAUCAGCGCACUAUUGAAAGAACCACUUAAGAAUGAACUCGUUGCACUUCUACAAGAGUUCAAAGACUGUUUUGCUUGGCAUUAUCACGAGAUGCCAGGAUUAGACAGGGAAUUGGUAGAACACAAGCUACCAAUCAAAGAGGGAUACCUUCCAGUCAAACAGGCCAGAAGAAGAAUGUCCAUGGACACAGAACUGAAAGUCAAAGAAGAAAUAGAAAGGCUGCUCAAAGCAGGAUUCAUCAGGCCUGCCAUCUAUGCUGAUUGGCUAGCUAACAUUGUACCAGUUCUAAAAAGGAAAACUGGGGCAGUCAGAAUCUGCGUGGAUUACAGAAACCUGAAUGAAGCCUCUCCCAAGGAUGAAUACCCUAUGCCAAUGGCAGACAUGCUAGUAGAUGGAGCUGCCCACAACCAGAUGCUAUCUUUUAUGGAUGGCAACGCAGGUUACAAUCAGAUCAUGAUGGCAGAAGAAGACAUCCACAAGACAGCCUUCAUGUGUCCAGGGCAUAUAGGUGCUUUUGAAUACACUGUAAUGCCUUUUGGCUUGAGAAAUGCAGGGGCUACCUAUCAAAGGGCAAUGAAUUCUGUUUUCCACGAUAUGAUAGGGCAUUCCUUGGAAGUGUAUAUUGAUGAUGUUGUGAUCAAAUCACCAGAGGAGGGAAACCACAUGACAAAUCUAAGAAGAGCAUUCCUCAGAAUGAGGCAACAUAAACUGAAAAAUGAACCCAAAGAAGUGCGUUUUUGGAGUUCAAGCGGGAAAUUUCCUAGGAUUCUUGGUCCACCAAAGAGGCAUAGAGAUCGACAAGAACAAAGCAAAAUCCAUCAUAGAAGCUUUACCGCCUAG
Molecule: messenger RNA, 1005 nt
Organism: Prunus armeniaca (apricot)
Lineage: Eukaryota; Viridiplantae; Streptophyta; Magnoliopsida; Rosales; Rosaceae
Source: the annotation of a GenBank genome assembly